Populus nigra (black poplar) is the source of this 1173-nucleotide messenger RNA. RefSeq names its product disease resistance protein RUN1-like. Gene Ontology annotation, biological process: signal transduction. NCBI's taxonomy places the organism in Eukaryota, Viridiplantae, Streptophyta, Magnoliopsida, Malpighiales, Salicaceae. The coding region runs from base 125 to 991 and encodes 288 amino acids. The transcript is spliced from 2 exons. The record is from RefSeq and is a predicted model, not a curated record.
AGCAUCGACAAGCUUCAAUGGUUUUAUUUUUAAGAUAACCAAAUAGUUUUCAUAUUCUCUCCUAAUUCUUUCUGUUCAAGAAUAAUUCUCGCGAGCCCUUUGAGAGUUUUUCUUGUAUUGAUCGAUGGCUUUUACGUCGUAUACUUACCAGGUGUUCUUGAGUUUUAGAGGCGAAGACACCCGCAAGAAUUUCACCGAUCACCUUUACUCGACGUUGUCCAAGGCAGGGAUUGUCACGUUCAGAGACGAUAAUAGCAUCCAGAGAGGAGAAAACAUCGAGUUAGAAAUAGAGAAGGCAAUCCAAGAAUCGCAAAUGUCAGUUGUUGUGCUCUCUAAAGAUUAUGCUUCUUCGACAUGGUGCCUAGACGAACUUGUGAUGAUCAUGGAUCGUAAGAGGACUGCUGGACAUAUUGUUCUACCUGUUUUCUACGAUGUGGAUCCAUCUCAAGUUGGGGAGCAGACAGGGAAUUAUGCUGAAGCCUUUGCUAAACACCAAGAUCAUUUCCAGGAUGACAUGGAGAGGGUAGAGAAAUGGAAGGCAACACUCAAAGAAGUUGCAUACCUGGGAGGGAUGGUUCUACAGGAUAGGCACGAGUCACAAUUCAUUGGAGACAUAGUUGAAGAGGUAGGAAAGAGACUGGACUCCACUGUACUGCUUGCUCCUUAUAUUGCCUGGCAUAGAUACCGGAUGCUCGUGAAGAAGGCGAAGAUGAUUGUAUACAUACUCUAUAUCAUAUUUAUUUGGAUUUUUGUUGGUUUGUUUCUCUACAAAUUUAUCUGCACUUGGAUAUUCCUACAAUCAGAGUUUGACCGCCAUCUCAAAGGCGACCAAUAUGAUCGAGUAAGUUGGAAAAUAGGAAAUGGACCCGAUAGAGCUGGGACCGAGCAAGAUUUUGUUAGGGAAUUACUCCGCAGCACUGGGACCAAGAAAAAUAUUGAUAUGGGAAUCAAAAUCAUGUGUUCGUUGGUGCUAGCAUUCUGUCUGUCAUAAUAUUUGAUACAAUCUUUCAAGAUUAUGAUUAAUGUCAGAACUUCUCUAGAUCUCUCGAGAUUACGAUUUAUGUAGCAAAUUAAAAUCUGUUGAUUGUUUUUCCUAUAGACAUGUAUAAAUGAACAAUACUGUUCUUGCACAUUUCAAGAUGUAGCCCUUCAUGAUUUAUGUUCUUCGAUGAA